AUGGAAGCAGUGAUCUCCAAUGAACACUCACCCAAACUCCAGAUCCGGAGUCACAGUUACCUGAGGGCAGUAAGUGAAGUCUCUAUCAACCGAAGUCUGGACAGCCUUGACCCUGCAGGCUUGCUCACGUCACCGAAGUUCCGCUCCAGGAAUGAGAGCUACAUGCGAGCCAUGAGCACCAUUAGCCAGGUGAGCGAGAUGGAGGUGAACGGGCAGUUUGAGUCCGUGUGUGAGUCGGUGUUCAGCGAGCUGGAGUCGCAGGCGGUGGAAGCCCUGGAUCUGCCCAUGCCCGGCUGCUUCCGCAUGCGCAGCCACAGCUACGUGCGGGCCAUCGAGAAGGGCUGUUCCCAGGACGACGAAUGCGUGUCCCUGCGCUCAUCCUCCCCGCCGCGCACCACCACCACGGUGAGGACCAUCCAGAGCAGCACCGGUGUCAUAAAACUGAGUUCUGCCGUUGAAGUGUCAUCUUGCAUUACAACAUAUAAGAAGACACCACCUCCAGUCCCACCCAGAACUACCACGAAACCUUUCAUUUCUAUCACAGCCCAGAGUAGCACAGAGUCUGCGCAGGAUGCCUACAUGGAUGGACAAGGCCAGAGAGGAGACAUUAUCAGCCAGUCUGGUCUCAGCAACUCCACGGAAAGCCUGGACAGUAUGAAGGCUCUGACAGCCGCCAUCGAGGCUGCAAAUGCUCAGAUCCAUGGCCCUGCAAGUCAACAUAUGGGCAACAACACUGCCACUGUCACCACCACCACCACUACCAUAGCCACGGUUACCACUGAGGACAGAAAGAAGGACUUCAAAAAAAACCGAUGUCUAUCCAUUGGAAUACAGGUGGAUGAUGCUGAAGAACCUGAGAAAACGGGAGAGAACAAAGCACCCAGUAAGUUCCAGUCUGUGGGCGUACAAGUAGAAGAGGAGAAGUGCUUCCGCAGGUUUACUCGAUCUAACAGUGUGACCACAGCGGUACAGGCUGACCUGGACUUCCACGAUAAUCUGGAAAAUUCUCUGGAAUCUAUAGAGGACAAUUCAUGUCCUGGUCCAAUGGCCAGACAGUUCUCCCGGGAUGCCAGUACUUCCACUGUUAGCAUUCAGGGCUCAGGAAACCAUUACCACGCCUGUGCUGCCGAUGAUGACUUUGACACAGAUUUUGACCCCUCCAUCCUGCCUCCUCCGGACCCUUGGAUUGACUCUAUCACAGAAGACCCCCUGGAGGCCGUGCAAAGGUCUGUGUGCCACCGGGAUGGCCAUUGGUUUCUGAAGCUUCUCCAGGCAGAGCGAGACCGUAUGGAAGGGUGGUGCCAGCAGAUGGAGAGAGAAGAACGGGAAAACAACUUACCGGAAGACAUUCUAGGGAAAAUCCGAACCGCAGUGGGCAGUGCCCAACUUCUCAUGGCCCAGAAAUUCUACCAGUUCAGAGAACUGUGUGAAGAAAACCUGAACCCUAAUGCUCAUCCGAGACCCACUUCCCAGGAUUUGGCGGGGUUUUGGGACAUGCUGCAGUUGUCCAUAGAAAAUAUUAGUAUGAAAUUUGACGAACUUCAUCAGUUAAAGGCCAAUAAUUGGAAACAGAUGGAUCCUCUUGACAAGAAGGAGAGAAGGGCCCCUCCUCCAGUGCCAAAGAAGCCGGCGAAGGGCCCUGCGCCGCUGAUCCGGGAGCGCUCGCUGGAGAGCUCGCAGCGCCAGGAGGCCCGCAAGCGCCUGAUGGCCGCCAAGCGCGCCGCGUCGGUCCGCCAGAACUCGGCCACCGAGAGCGCCGAGAGCAUCGAGAUCUACAUCCCCGAGGCGCAGACCCGGCUCUGAGCCCGCCCGCCCCGCCCACCGCGGGCCCCGCCCUCCAGAAGCCCCGCCCCCGACCCAGCCCCACCUCCUGUCGCCACGCCCCCUCCAAGCUUCCUUCUUUCCCCCCCGCCUCUGUCCACCUUGCUGGAGCCCCCAGCAGCCCCUCUGCUCCCUAGAUCACUCUGCCCAUCUUCACCAAGCUUCGUCCCCUGUCCUGAUGACUC
Messenger RNA from Dipodomys spectabilis (banner-tailed kangaroo rat), 2006 nucleotides. It is a transcript of the gene Dlgap1, whose product is annotated as DLG associated protein 1. Gene Ontology annotation, molecular function: molecular adaptor activity. The record is from RefSeq and is a predicted model, not a curated record. Bases 1 to 1803 code for a protein of 600 amino acids. The transcript has 10 exons. Gene Ontology annotation, biological process: signaling. Gene Ontology annotation, cellular component: postsynaptic specialization; glutamatergic synapse. NCBI's taxonomy places the organism in Eukaryota, Metazoa, Chordata, Mammalia, Rodentia, Heteromyidae.